Molecule: messenger RNA, 1866 nt
Organism: Strigops habroptila (Kakapo)
Lineage: Eukaryota; Metazoa; Chordata; Aves; Psittaciformes; Psittacidae
Gene: LRRC71
Product: leucine rich repeat containing 71
Exons: 14
Coding region: 73-1866 (597 amino acids)
Molecular function (GO): protein binding
Source: RefSeq, a predicted model, not a curated record
CGGUGCGUUGCCAAGCACCGAGGUCGCCGCCGGCCCCGGGACCCCCCCCCGGGAUCCCCAGAGCCGUGGGUCAUGCGGCGCCGGAGCGAUCGGGCCACCAAAGAGAAGGCGCUGGUGGCCACAGAGGAGGAGAUGAAGAGCGCGGGGAGGAAGGUCGAGCAGGGCCCAGAGGAGUUCCAGUGCUCCGGCAUCCUGGAGCAGGACUUCCCGGAGCUCUGCGCCCGCGCCGGCAUCGCCCAUGUCCCCAGGGUCACGCCGCGGCCGGCCCCGAGCUUCCCUGCGGAUGCGGAGCCGCCCGCGGGGACGCUGGAGGAGGCGCUGUCCCGCAUCGAGCACAGGUACAGCCACUUCCAGCCCCGCAUCCAAGUGGAGCGGGAGCAGGAGGACCCCCGGAGCGUCCGCGCCGUGUUCCUGCGAGGCUGGAAGCUCGAGGAGGACAUACUGGGGGUCCUGAGCCAGUGUCUGCCCGCGCUGGGGGCGCUGCAGGCAGUGCACCUCUGGAACGUGGCGCUGCCGGAGCCGCUGCUGCCGGUGCUGGCGGCGCUGCCAACGCGCUGCUCCCGCCUGCGGACGCUCAGCCUGGAGGGGAAUCCUUUGCCUGAAGCCGCUUUCGAGCUGUUGAUGGGCAGCGACAGCCUGUGGCGCCACCUCUCGCUGCGGAGCUGCAGCAUCGGGGACUCGGCCGCGCAGCGCAUCGGGACGAGCCUCUCGACGCCGACGAGCUGUAACCAGCGCCUGGAGUCGCUGGUGCUGAGCUUCAACCACGUCUCGGACCUCGGCGCGCAGCACAUCGCGGAGGGGCUGCGCCUGAACCGCUCUCUGCUCUCCCUGUCCCUGGCCAGCAACGACAUCGGUGACGCCGGCGCCUCCCGGCUGGCCGAGGUCCUGGCGCCGUUCCCGCUGACACACGAGGAGGUGGUUCAGCGGCGGCGGCUGCUCCUGGCCGAGGCGAUGGGACGGUCCCGCGCGUCCCCAAAGGAGACGGAGCCCCACGGCGAGCACGGGGCGAGCCGGCGCGGCAGCACCCUGGGCAACAAGCUGCCCCCGGCCAGGCAUGGCAAAGCCGCCCCCAAGAAGAAGGUGAGCGGGGCCUCGGCUUCCCCUCCCAGCGGUGCAUGGGGCAGAGGGUCCGUCCUGCAGCCCCCUGCCCCGUCCUUUGCAGGAGUCGCAGCGGAAAGAGGAGGUCAAACAGUCCAAGAAGUUGCCGGAGCUGAAGGUGACCCGCAGCCGGGACCUCAAGUCGGGCGCGCAGGAGAGGCUGAGCCCGGAGCCGGGGGCGCGCCGCGGGACCGGCGGGUGGGACGCGGGGAUCCCGCGCUCGCUGCGGGACCCGCUGGCAGGCGCGGCCGAGCCGCCCGCGGCGCUGCUGGAGGCGCGGCAGCAGCGGGGCGCGGUGGUGCUGCCCGGGAACCGGGCGCUGCUCAACCUCAGCCUGGCCCACAACCGCGUGUCCGAGCGCGGCCUCGGCGCCUUCCUGGCGGCGCUGGAAGCGCAGCAGCGGGAGAAGCAGCCGAAGGUGCCGGGGCAGCAGGGGCUGCUGUGCCUCGGGCUGGAGAGGAACCGCAUCCCCCCCACGAGCCCGGCCCUCGCCCGGCUGCAGGAGCUGCUGCCGCCAGACCCCGACCCCAAAGGGCAGGAGCCGGAGGAGGAGCAGGAUGCGGGCACUUGAGCUGGUCCCUGCGGCACCGCACAGCACUGGGGGGGCGGGGGGGCCGGGGGGCCGGGUCCCCACCUUCCCCUUGGAAACCACCCCCAAACCCCAAACCUCCGCGGUGGAGAGGAGGAAAAGAAUCCGGGAAGGAGGAAAAGAACCUGGAGCCAGGAGGUCCAACAGCAACCGCUCAGUCUUGGCUCUAUUAUAUAUAA